Messenger RNA from Suillus subalutaceus, 1538 nucleotides. RefSeq lists its product as uncharacterized. The record is from RefSeq and is a predicted model, not a curated record. The coding region runs from base 163 to 1527 and encodes 454 amino acids. The transcript is spliced from 6 exons. Lineage: Eukaryota; Fungi; Basidiomycota; Agaricomycetes; Boletales; Suillaceae.
CGUGAUAUCGCAAUUGCAGGGCUGGAUACACAAACAGAUGAAAAGAGAAAGAGAUACGCCACAGACCAACAGCACAAAACGUGCAGCAACAUAGCAUGACAUGCUUAUAGACAGCGUCAUCACCCUCUACUUGAAAGCCUCAAACUUCGCACCUCCGAGUCAAUGUCUGUUAUGCUACUUUCGGGGGAAACCAAAAAGAAACACAAUUCGCAACUUCUUGUUCUGAAACAUGGUCAAAACCGGGUAAUGGUUAAACGGCAAAGGUCGUAUAAUCGCAUGCUUGACACCGCCUGCAAAUGUUUCCGAAGCAUUCCGAGGAAUGUGGUCACGUUGCAGACAAAUGAACUCGAUAUUUGCGAUGGCCACUAUGUGGACAUCACGGCUGAAAUAUGGGUCGAUGUCAUUGACUUGCUUAACGUCGUCGAGGUGACUCGGCGUGUGGACUCGGAAAUGACGUCGCCCGUCUUACUGCCGCUUGAUGUUUGUGCUGUUCCAUCGCAUGAUAAUCAAUCGGCGCCAAGUGAGGUUAACGAACAGGACAGCUCCAGGGACGAUGACAAAAUCACAAUCAAACUUGUUUUUCCAUCUGGCGAGAUUCAGACUACUAAAGUCUCGAGGGAAAUGCGGGUGGACAAACUUAUUGCGGAUGUUAGUCAGACAUUGGGUCAUGGUCCCACUGAUCUCAUAGCAUUUAAUAACUCCAACUUGAAGAGUCGGGGUUUGGGUGGUAUAAUGAUGAGUGAAAACCGGAGUAUCGGAUCGUACAACAUCAAAGAUGGUGACUCCAUCAAUCUUCGAGUUUCAAAGUUAAAGUCUCUGCUUCUUAAAAAGCCAGUCAUUUAUCUAUACUCACCCUCCGAUAUCGAUGUUUCUGUCAAGCUCUCCCUCAUUCCUGAGUGGUGCCUCUCCGUCAUCUACCCCAUUGUUACCACAGAAGACCACGGACAGCGUUUAGAAUGGAAUAUCCGCACCCAUCAAGAUGGGAGUCUGACUGAACAUAAUUCCGGUUUAGAUGUGUCGUACUUGUUCUGGGAGGCCGAGACAAAUUCGCAAGCAUUUCCCUGGUCACCAGCAUCCAAACCGCAAUCAGUGGAUACGUUCAAUCCCAUAUCCAGCAGUCUCGAUGAUAUGGACUCGAUUGUCAUUCCAGUGGACAAAGCAACUGUUUACCUCGAUAAGUCACUCAAAGGUUUGGGACUUCACACCGAAGCUAGAACAUCAUUCAUAACCUACUGGCUACCAUCUAUACACAAGCACGAAUACAUUGCUCUCCGAUUCGUCCCUCAAGCGGCAUACGAACGCGCCGCUUCCUUAAGCAUUUCUCCACAGCCUGACGUCGUGACUCGCGUAUUCAUGCUGUUCAGAGGUGUCUCUAAGGAGCGCUUAGAAAAUUGGUCUAACGCCCAGAUGCAAGCAGAGAAAGACGUUGCUUGGUGGGUGGAUGUAGUUGGAGUGGAUCUUGCAAGGGCUAGUGAUAUGACUUUGUUCAGGGUGUUAGAAUGGGGCGGGAUGGAGGUUCUGAUUUGAUAUUCUAUCAA